Molecule: messenger RNA, 5153 nt
Organism: Pungitius pungitius (ninespine stickleback)
Lineage: Eukaryota; Metazoa; Chordata; Actinopteri; Perciformes; Gasterosteidae
Gene: myo6b
Product: myosin VIb
Exons: 33
Coding region: 153-3965 (1270 amino acids)
Biological process (GO): inner ear morphogenesis; vesicle transport along actin filament; actin filament organization
Cellular component (GO): actin cytoskeleton; myosin complex; cytoplasm
Molecular function (GO): microfilament motor activity; ATP binding; actin filament binding
Source: RefSeq, a predicted model, not a curated record
CCGAGCGCAGCCUGUCGCCUGUCCCACCCUGCCCCGGGAAGGAGGCACUUACAGCUACACACCCGUUUGAGGGACUUAAAAUCGGUCCUGUCGCCCUCAUUGUGAAUUUGACAAACUGAACUUGUGUGGUCGUGCCGGACUGGAGGUGAGCAAUGGAGGAUGGGAAGCCAGUGUGGGCGCCGCACCCCGCCGACGGGUUCCAGCUGGGGAUGAUCGUCGACAUAGGAGCCGACACACUAACCAUAGAACCUCUUAACCAGAAGGGCAGGACCUUUCUUGCGUCAAUGAGCCAAGUCUUCCCAGCAGAGGAGGAUGUCAACAAGCACAUGGAGGACAACUGUUCCCUUAUGUACUUGAAUGAAGCCACUCUCCUCAACAACGUCAGACUGCGAUACAAUAAAGACCACAUCUAUACUUAUGUGGCCAAUAUCCUGAUAGCUGUGAAUCCCUACUAUGACAUCCACAAACUCUAUGGACUCGACGCCAUCAAGUCGUACCGGGGAAAGUCCCUGGGAACUCUGCCGCCUCACGUCUAUGCUAUAGCCGACAAAGCCUACAGGGACAUGAAGGUUCUCAAGAUGAGCCAGUCCAUCAUAGUUUCAGGUGAAUCUGGUGCUGGAAAGACUGAAAACACCAAGUUUGUUCUCAGAUAUCUCACCACGACAUAUGGAAGUGGACAAGAUAUCGACGAGAGAAUUGUCGAAGCAAACCCCCUUCUUGAGGCCUUUGGAAAUGCAAAGACCGUGCGGAACAAUAACAGCAGCCGCUUUGGGAAGUUUGUGGAGAUCCAUUUCAAUGAGAAGAACGCAGUCGUGGGUGGAUUUGUUUCCCAUUACCUGCUAGAGAAGUCAAGGAUUUGCAUGCAAAGCAACGACGAGAGGAACUACCACAUCUUCUACAGGCUGUGUGCCGGGGCGUCCGAAGACAUCAAGAAGAAACUGCAUCUGGACUCUCCGGACAGCUUCAGGUACCUGAACCGGGGAUGCACCCGAUACUUUGCCAGUAAGGACUCUGACAAACAAAUCCUGCAGAACCGCAAGAGUCCUGAGCAUCUCAAAGCCGGUGCUUUGAAGGACCCUCUUCUUGAUGACAUGGGGGACUUCAACAGGAUGUGCGUGGCCAUGAAGAAGAUUGGUCUGGAUGACACUGAGAAACUGGACUUGUUCAGGGUGGUUGCUGGCGUUCUGCAUCUGGGCAACGUUGAUUUUGAAGAUACAGGAAGUUCCUCAGGAGGUUGUGUCCUGAAAAAUCAGUCAGGCCAGACCCUGGAGUACUGCGCCGACCUGCUGGCUCUGGAUCAGAGCGAUUUGCGCGUCAGCCUCACCACCAGGAUCAUGCUGACGACAGCAGGAGGCGCCAAAGGAACAGUUAUCAAGGUUCCUCUGAAGGUGGAACAGGCCAACAAUGCCCGCGAUGCCCUGGCCAAAGCAGUGUACAGCCGCCUGUUUGAUCAUGUGGUCAAACGGGUAAACCAGUGUUUCCCCUUCGAGACCUCUUCCAACUUCAUCGGGGUGUUGGACAUCGCCGGCUUUGAGUAUUUCGAACACAACAGCUUUGAGCAAUUCUGUAUCAAUUACUGCAACGAGAAACUGCAGCAGUUCUUCAACGAGCGUAUUCUGAAAGAGGAACAAGAACUGUAUCAGAGGGAAGGCCUGGGAGUAAACGAGGUGCAUUACGUUGACAACCAGGACUGCAUAGACUUAGUGGAGGCAAAGCUGGUGGGCGUCCUGGACAUUUUGGAUGAAGAGAACCGUCUCCCUCAGCCCAGCGACCAGCACUUUGCCCUCGCUGUUCACAGCAAGCACAAAGACCACUUCAGACUGACGGUGCCCAGGAAGUCCAAGUUGACCAUUCACAGGAAUCUCCGGGACGACGAAGGCUUCAUCAUCAGGCACUUUGCUGGAGCGGUCUGCUAUGAAACGAUUCGGUUUGUGGAGAAGAACAACGACGCUCUGCACAUGUCGCUGGAGAGCUUAAUGUCUGAAUCAAAAGACAGAUUUGUUCGGGAACUAUUUGAGAACUCAAUCCCCAACAAGGACUGCAAGCAGAAAGCCGGUAAACUCGGCUUCAUCAGCGUUGGCAACAAGUUCAAGACCCAGCUGAACUUGCUGCUGGAAAAGCUUCGCAGUACUGGCUCAAGUUUCAUCCGCUGCGUGAAACCCAAUCUGAAGAUGGUCAGCCACAAGUUUGAAGGAGCUCUGAUUCUCUCCCAGUUGCAGUGCUCAGGAAUGGUGUCGGUGUUGGACCUGAUGCAGGGGGGCUUCCCCUCCAGAGCCCCCUUCCACGAGCUCUACAACAUGUACAAACAAUAUAUGCCUGACAAGCUGACACGCCUGAAUCCACGACUCUUCUGCAAGGCUUUGUUCAAAGCUCUGGGACUAAAUGACAACGACUUCAAGUUUGGACUGACCAGAGUGUUCUUCCGCCCUGGAAAGUUUGCAGAGUUUGACCAGAUCAUGAAGUCUGACCCGGAUCACCUCGCAGAGCUGCUGCAGAAAGUCAACCAGUGGUUGGUGUGCAGCCGUUGGAAGAAAAUCCAGUGGUGCAGCCUGUCUGUCAUCAAACUUCGGAACAAGAUGAGUUACAGAGCUCUGGCCUGCAUUAAGAUUCAAAAAACUGUCCGCAUGUGGUUGUGUAAGAAAAAGCAUAAGCCACGCAUCGACGGUAUGGUGAAGGUUCAAAACCUGAAGAAACACAUGGAGCGCUUCAAUGAGGUGGUGAACGGGCUGAAGGAAGGCAAGCAGGAGAUGGCCAAACAGGCCCAGGAGCUGGCGGCCUGCAUCGACGCUCUGCUGGCAAAGAUAAAGGCCACCGUUAUGACCUGGAAAGUGAUUGACACCGAGUACCAGGGGCUGGUAAAACGCUCCGAGCAGCUGCUCUCCUCCAUGCAAAAGAAAAAGCAGGAGGAGGAAGAGGGCGAAAGGCUGAAACACAUUGAAGAGGAGAUGGACAAAGAGAAAAAGAGGAGAGAGAAGGAAGAGCAACGACGCAAACGGGAGGAGGACGACAGAAGAUUGAAGUCAGAGAUGGAGCUGAAGAGAAAGCAGGAAGAGGAGGAUAGAAAAAAGAGAGAUGAGGAAGAGAAAGUAAUACAGGCCGAGCUGGACAUUCAGUUGGCUCUUGAGCGCUCGGAGCAGGCCAAGCACACCACCGUGCUGGAGCAGGAGAGAAGAGACAGAGAGCUGGCCAUGAGAAUAGCUCAGAGCGAAGCAGAGCUCAUCACUGAGGAGAGCCAGAUGGACGCCAGCCUGCGCAGUGACGAGCUUUUUUCAGAUCUUCCGAUCUCUUCAUCCUCGGCCAGAGCCAUGGGCCCUCAGGUGCAGGCGACGAAAGCUGCCGCUGGUGUGAAAAAGUACGACCUGAGCAAGUGGAAAUACGCUGAGCUGCGAGAUGUCAUCAAUACUUCCUGUGACAUCGACCUGCUGGCGGCUUGCAGAGAGGAGUUCCACCGCCGCCUGAAGGUCUAUCACGCUUGGAAGUCCAAGAACAAGAAACGCACCGACGGCGGGAGUGAUCAGAGGGCUCCUAAAUCCGUCACUGACUACGCUGAACAAAACCCGGCUCCUCCGAUGGCAGCGCAGCAUCAGGAGGUGGCCAUGAACCGCCAGCAGCGUUAUUUCCGCAUUCCUUUCAUCCGACCGGCGGACCAGUACAAAGACCCGCAGAAUAAAAAGAAGGGCUGGUGGUACGCCCACUUCGACGGGCCCUGGAUAGCCAGACAGAUAGAGCUUCACCCGGAAAAGCAACCGAUUGUGUUGGUUGCCGGAAAAGACGACAUGGAGAUGUGUGAACUGAGUCUGGAGGAGACCGGUCUGACCAGGAAGAGGGGGGCGGAGAUCCUGCCUCGGCAGUUUGAGGAAAUCUGGGAACGCUGCGAUGGAAUUCAGUACCUGAAGAAAGCCAUCGAGAACAAGCAGGCCCGCCCCACAUACGCCACCGCCAUGCUGCAGAGUCUCCUCAAGUGAAGCGCGGCAGCGAGAUAAGCGCCCUGCGACAUUACACUGAUACACGGGCUCACAAACAUGCCGGUACACAUUUAACGUGGUUCUUUAGGAUGAAAAGAAGGAACCACAGCGAAAAGAUUCUCCUUAUACAAUCGUACUGUAAGCACCAAGUGUUUCAUCUCCUUUUUAAAUACCUGCAAAAGAAUCAUUUCACUCUUUAUAGCUUUUAAUUUGCAGUGUAGCACUGGCAUUUCUGUCUUCUUCUCAAACUAUGCUUGAAUUGAAAAUCCCGCUGGGAGGCCUUAUAUUGUCACAUCGCUGCACUACGCCUAGGGAGUCUUUAUUAGCUUAUAUGUGUUCAUUGAUACACUUUUUCAUGACUUUACACAAAAUAGUCCAUACAGUCAUGACGUUUCUUUUAGAUAAACAUGAAUUCAUUUGAAGAAGUCCUGGGUUUAUUACCAACUAAGAAGUUUAUCUUUUAAUCCAUCUAUAAUUUAACUUAGCUGUGUAUAAAACUGUUAAAAUCCUUGAGAAGGAAAUCUUUUUUUUUUUUUUUAUUGUUGUUCAUUUAUUACGCAAGAGGAGAAAUGUAGAAGUUAGCUUUCAUGUUUGCAGUUGUUGGUUUGGGGUUGUUUUACAGACAAUGAAAUAAGAAAAUGUAAUUUGCGUGUCUGUGUGUGUUUAAUCACAUUUUAUUUUAUUAUGCUGAUGACUUGACUCUUGCGUUCCCUCAUCUCGUUGACCUAUCAAUCAUGCUUUACCUUCAUCUACAGUUGGUUCACUUAUUUACUGAAAGAGUCAGUAGCUGACUGUGACUAAUGAUUCACCUACAAAAUGAGAUCAGGUGGUUUGUUUUACACUGGAAUACUAUAGAAAAUAAAUAUAUAAACUCAUUUUCCUGAUGCCUUUUCUCACUCGGUUGUCACCAACAAGUGAGAACGAGUAGAUUUGGAGGUCAGGGCUCUGUAAACGGAUCUGACAUCCUGACGGUAACAGCGGUUAAAGAGCUUUAAUUCGUAGAUUACUUGGACAAAGGGUAAUGUGAGGUGGAUGGCGUCACUCAUUCAAAGCUCAAUCGUAUUAGGUGAUGAUGUGGAUUGAAACUAUGGAUCUCAUUUGUACGUGUUUUUCUGCUCUUUUGUGUUAAAAUAACAACAAACAGCGCUAGAUGAUUAUAUAAAUACAUUAAUAAACUGUAGAAAAACA